Penicillium cinerascens is the source of this 198-nucleotide messenger RNA. Its product is annotated as fibronectin type III domain-containing protein. Gene Ontology annotation, molecular function: acid phosphatase activity; metal ion binding. Bases 1 to 198 code for a protein of 65 amino acids. NCBI's taxonomy places the organism in Eukaryota, Fungi, Ascomycota, Eurotiomycetes, Eurotiales, Aspergillaceae. The record is from RefSeq and is a predicted model, not a curated record. The transcript has 2 exons.
AUGGUUAACUCGGUAUCGUGGAGCGCCUUCGACAAGGUCGACCGUCUCGUCGUAUUCUACGGAAAGACGCCUUCUGCCCUAGUCCACGCCGCCUCGUCCGACGAGUCCGUCACCUACAAUACCUCGUCGGUCUACGCUAACUAUGUGACUAUUGAAGGACUGGAGCCGGACACUAUCUACUACUACUCCCUGCCGUAG